This is a messenger RNA of Colletotrichum lupini, 348 nucleotides long. RefSeq lists its product as uncharacterized. The transcript has a single exon. Lineage: Eukaryota; Fungi; Ascomycota; Sordariomycetes; Glomerellales; Glomerellaceae. Bases 1 to 348 code for a protein of 115 amino acids. The record is from RefSeq and is a predicted model, not a curated record.
AUGCGUCCGCGGUGUCCGUGGCAUGCUAUAAUCUUUCUCCUCCACAGACCACUGUCCAUGUCCACCCCAACACGUGCACGACCAGCUAUAGUUACCUAUACGAAGGAUGCAGUAUUGAGGGGGCACGGAAAGUUUACUUUUGCGAUAUCAUCUCGGGGAACGCCACACAGCAUAGGGGGGAGGGGAGCACGGGCAAUUCAAGAACUGGGAGAUUUGUUUUUCGGGGUUCAUCUCACACCCUUCCACGCGCGCAAACUUACCAAUGAUGAAUCAUAUCGCUUUUCCCCCUCCCACUAUACCAAAAGUAAACUUGGAAACCUUGAUCGACUCGGCUGCACCUUAUUGUGA